GCGUCGCGUGCGACCGUAAGACGGAACAACUCUCGAGCCCUGCGCGUCACGGAGUCCGCGGAGCUCAUUGGUGGCAGUCCGCUCGAUGUAACCUGGGACCCAUCUGCUUUAAGCGGCCAGGCUCCCCUGAACGCGUGAGGAUCACGAAAAAAUCAUGAUGAUCUUGACGCAAAAUGGAGGGACUCACGGUUGCGGAGACCUCGGGUCUCAUCGCGGCAGGCGUUUUUGUUUUGCAAAUCUUGCUAUCGCUUCUUUUCCCAGCCGCUCUCGUCGGCUUCGUUGAUGGAGAGAACACCGCCGUCACCUGGUCCGUUCUCGGCCGGUCCCUUCAGUCUUCCCCAUGGCCAACACUUCUGCAAACCGACGCAGCGGCCCGCCAUGGAGUCCUACGCCGCAUCAGCAACGGCCUGUUGCUUCAGACGGCCAUCGUUCUGUUGAUCUCGGUAGCCGCUAUUGUCACCCCACUCGGUCUGUACCAGACGGUUGAACCAGGCGACCUCGUCAUGGAGGCCUUCCAGUUCGUCAAGGACAAAUCCCCAUUUGGCUAUGCGACUCCCACUCGGGUUGAGGGACCUUUCUCCAGAAGCUGUGGCCUCGACGUUUGCCCUGGAUCCUGGGUAAACCGGACCUGUGUGCAGCAGGGGCUGCUCCAGAACUGCAGUGAUGUUGUCUACGGUCGCGCCAUCCCUGACAUCUGGAGGUCCGCGUUGAGAGAUGGCGCCGACCAGAUGGGUGAAUCGGUAUCAAGCAUCUUCGACAUUCAGUGGAGGAGCCAGUUUAACACCACAGAUGGGUUCGGUGAGUUCGGUUGGUAUAUGAAAUCAGGCUAUCGCCAGGUUGAGAUACUGGUCCUCGACCCAACAAUCCAACUAGUCGACGGUCUAAUUGUUGAUUCAAAGAACGGGGGAAUUGGUUUCCGCAAUCACACCGCCCCGAUCCCUUUCCACGAGUACGGCAGCACGUGGACCGAGGACAUACUCUUCAUCGAGCCAGAAACGCAGUGUGUGGACCUGAACGUCACCUUUGACUUCCGGCUAUCCCAGGAUAGCACCAAUCUACUUGGACCAAGAAACUGGGCCCUUGUCGAUCGCGGGGGCUUUUCUGACCUGCCUCGCGUAAGUCCGGACCUUGAAGUUCCUGGAGAUGGCAAUGGCCAGGGACACUUAGACCUCAGGGAAAGGGCAUACAAGGCUGCCUGGGCAAACAACUUCCUCACGCUGGCUUUCUUCAACGCCACUGAUCCCGACCCGGACAAUAUCACGCGGCUUGACGUGACGCCUGGAAUGAAGUUUUUGGGUGACGAGUCCGGGUUCGGUAGUGGUGUCAACCCGAACCACACCGGCAACGGAGACAUAAUCGAUGCCAACGUCUUCGCCCUAGAGUACCAAUCCAUUAGGUCUACUCUGGACUUUGGGGAUUAUUUGCAAUUCGAGCCGGCCUCGUCGACAGCCAAUGAAUCAGAGCCAACUGGGAAUCCGUGGGGGAUCGGCGAACCACAGUUCAAUCUCGUCUCCGAGAUUUGCGCCGGUGGCGACCACGACAACCCCGCCAACAUCAACAGCAGCCUCGUCGGCUGCGGCCUGCUCUACGGCGCCGCCCGCCGCAGCGACGGCGGCUCCGAAUUCAACCCGGAGCCCAACUCGGAAUGGUCCCUCCCACUCUACAGCUGCGCCGGCUCCGUCCGCGCCACCAUCCGAACCGUCACCUUCGUCCACAACGGCACGGGCUUCGCCGGCCUCAAAGUCGCCUCCACCAAUCCUAAAACCUACGCCUCCCCCACUGACCACCCCCUCUGGACCGUCGAGAACAUGCACCGCACCACGCUCUGGAACGCCCAACCCCUCUGGGGCAUCCUCAACCCCUCCACCCCGCCCUCCCAACUCCCCACCAACCACAGCACCACCCAGCAACGCACCCUCCGCCUGCCCGGCAUCGUCACCGCCGAAUCCGUCCUCACCGGCAACGGCUACGUCUCGGCCAAGCAAGGACAAAACCUGCCCGGCGUCGACUUCUACACGCGCGCCCUGCAGAACGCCUUCGGCAUCCGCCGCCCGGGCGCCGUCGGCUACGAGGGCCAUGCCGAUUACUCGGGCCGCACCAGCCUCGCGCUGUACAGCAAGUGGCAGAACCUGACGGCCAGCGCGGACGGGGCUGCGCAGUUGUUGAGGCUGGUGUGGACGGAUAUUGCGGCGAAUUCGGUGGUGGGGACGAAGGGGUGGGGGUUGGAUGAUCCGGCAGCUAGCGGGGGUGGGUUUGGGGCGGGGAGGAAGCGGGAUGGUGGUGCGGGUGGCGGUGGUGACCAGGUGCCGGUGACGGUGUAUCGGCGCCGGUUGCGGUAUCAGCUGCCGUAUAUGGUGCCGGCAGUGGUGGUGCUGGCGCUGGCGACGGCGGUGUUGGGCACGUGGCUGGUGUUGGUGGUGAUGGGCCGGACGGGCCCGGCCAAGAUGCGCCGGCUGCUGGAUGCCACCUCGCCGGGUAGGAUCUUGGGCGGGUUCCUCUGGCCGGACAAGACGGCUACGCUAAGGGGCACGAACGAGUGGGUCAAGACGGUUGGGACGAGGGUUGUCAUUGUUGGUUCCGGUUCUGGGGACGCGGUUGCGGUUGCGGCGAGGCAGAGCGAGCAGGAUCGGGAUGGGGAGGGUCAGGUGGUUGGCGAGGAGUCGAUUCAGUUGAUUGAGAAGAAUAAAGCCGUUGCGAGGGUUUAGUAUCUAGGCAAGGAUACCACUACAAACUGCGUUGUAGUGGUAUUUCAGAGAGGUGCCAUAGCCAGCCAUACCAUGGAUAUAUUGCCGGGUGGGCACCUCCCUAGGUACCUACCUAUCUAA
This is a messenger RNA of Chaetomium fimeti, 2825 nucleotides long. RefSeq lists its product as uncharacterized. The transcript is spliced from 3 exons. The record is from RefSeq and is a predicted model, not a curated record. Lineage: Eukaryota; Fungi; Ascomycota; Sordariomycetes; Sordariales; Chaetomiaceae. The coding region runs from base 174 to 2705 and encodes 843 amino acids.